UGACACGUAAUGCGGUCACAUGACAGACUUGUGAAGAUGUCAAGCAGCGCUGUAUUUUUGGCUUGACUUUUGGGGUCUAUGUGAGAAUGGCUGUAAAGUGGUUUUGUCUUGGACUCAUUUUGUUGUUCCUUUGUCGAAAAACGGAGACACGUUUAUCUGUGAGGGAAAAGCAAAAUAAUGAAGUCAGCUCAUCUCACAGAGACCUCACACCUGAAUUUAAAGAAAAGUAUUUCAAACAAAUUUUAGAUCACUUUAAUUUCAUCAGCUUGGGGAAUGGCACGUUUGAUCAGCGCUAUCUUAUCACGGACCAGUACUGGAAAAAAGGCUAUGGCCCUAUUUUCUUCUACACUGGCAAUGAAGGAGACAUAUGGGACUUUGCUCUGAAUUCUGGGUUCAUAACAGAGCUGGCAGAAGUGCAGAGAGCUCUGGUCAUAUUUGCUGAACACAGGUACUAUGGAAAAUCUCUUCCAUUCGGAAAGGACUCGUUCAAUAUUCCUCAAGUGGGGCAGUUGACAGUGGAACAGGCUUUGGCUGACUAUGCAGUCAUGAUCACACAGCUGAAAGAGGAACUGGGAGCUCAGUCAUGUCCCGUCAUUGUUUUUGGUGGAAGCUAUGGAGGAAUGUUGAGUGUUUACAUGAGGAUCAGGUACCCAAAUAUUGUGACUGGAGCGUUAGCCGCUAGCGCUCCUAUCCUGUCAACAGCAGGACUCGGAGAAUCUAAACAGUUCUUCCAGGACGUAACCGCUGACUUUGAGAAGGUCAGCCCUGCCUGUAGAGAUGCAGUGAAAGGAGCUUUCCAGAAGCUAAACACUUUAGCACAACAGAAAGAUUAUAGACGUAUCCAGUCUGCUUUCUCCCUGUGUAAAACUCCCUCUACCUCAAAGGACAUUAAGCAGCUGAACGGACUCUUACGUAACGCCUUCACCAUGAUGGCCAUGUUGGACUAUCCUUACAGGACUCAAUUCAUGAGCAGCUUGCCAGCUUAUCCUGUGAAGGUGGCGUGUGAGACCAUGCUGAAUGGCACAGAUCUUAUGUCAGCACUCAGAGAUACUGUUGGCAUUCUGUAUAAUUCCACCGGGAAACUCGCAUGCUUUGACCUCUACACUCUUUAUGUGGAGUGUGCCGAUCCCACCGGCUGUGGCCUCGGAUUCAACAGCUACGCAUGGGAUUACCAGGCCUGCACUGAGAUUGAGAUGUGCUAUGAGAGUAACAACGUGACAGACAUGUUCCCCCCUAUGACGUUCACUGAGCAGCAGAGAGAACAGUACUGCUCUAAGAGAUGGGGGGUUGUGUCACGUCCAGGCUGGCUGAAGACCCAGUACUGGGGGAACGAUCUCUCCACUGCAAGCAAUAUCAUAUUUUCUAACGGCGACCUUGAUCCUUGGGCUAAUGGAGGGAUCAGAAAGUCACUUAGUUCGUCAUUGAUUGCGAUCAACAUACCAGAGGGAGCUCAUCAUCUAGAUUUAAGGGGAUCCAAUCCAGCAGAUCCUGAAUCAGUGAUCGCUGCUCGCAAAAUGGAAUCUGAAAUUAUUGCACAAUGGGUGAAGACCGCAAGAAAACAGUCGUCAUGAGUUUUUACAAU
Triplophysa rosa is the source of this 1582-nucleotide messenger RNA. RefSeq names its product dipeptidyl-peptidase 7 (gene dpp7). Gene Ontology annotation, cellular component: vesicle. Gene Ontology annotation, biological process: proteolysis. Gene Ontology annotation, molecular function: serine-type exopeptidase activity; dipeptidyl-peptidase activity. The record is from RefSeq and is a predicted model, not a curated record. Lineage: Eukaryota; Metazoa; Chordata; Actinopteri; Cypriniformes; Nemacheilidae. The transcript is spliced from 13 exons. Bases 87 to 1571 code for a protein of 494 amino acids.